CAAGGGGAAAAGGUAGCAGAGGUUUCAUCGAACGUCACCGGGGAUAGGAAGGGCUGCUUUUAAUACAUUUUAAGAAGAGAAGAAAAUAGGACAAAUAUGCGUCACUGUUCGGGACUGAUCUGAAUUUUGAAUCAUUUUCGGGGGAAGUUAUUUGGAGAGAAGAACGAAGGCGCAGUUGUUUAAGGAAACCCAGGGAAUUAAAAAUCAGAUUUGAGAGUUGCAUUUGUGUGCUAAUUACCCUGUCCCAAACGAGAAGGCUUCCGCGCACAACAGAUUUGGAUUAACGUUCAUUGAUGUAGUAAGUGGUGAUGUCUUGAGGCAGUCUCCCAUCCGGCCUAGUGAAGGACGUGCGAGGUCAAGUGACUGCUAAUGGGAACCCCUGUGACACCAUGAGUGCUCGUGAUGGCGGCCACGGCGGCGGGAUCGGUGGCGUGGGCACGCUGGGCAGGCGAGGACGCUACGAGGACUCUGAGUUCACCCUGCGCAUCUAUCCGGGCUCCCUGGCCGAGGGCACCAUUUACUGCCCCGUCAGCGCCCGCAAAAGCACCACGGCCGCCGAGGCCAUCGAGCGCUGCCUGGAGCGCCUGCGUCUGGACCGUGACCGCUGCUACGUGCUGGCCGAGGUCAAGGAAUUUGGCGGGGAAGAAUGGAUCCUGAACCCCAGCGACUGCCCCGUCCAACGGAUGAUGCUGUGGCCCCGCGGGGCUCUAGAGCAGCGCUCGGCCUCGGGCGGCGGGGAGGACUACCGCUUCCUGCUGCGGCAGAAGAAUCUGGAUGGCUCCAUCCACUACGGCGGCAGCCUGCAGAUGUGGCUGCGUGUGACCGAGGAGCGCCGGCGCAUGACGGAGCGUGGCCUGUUGCCACAGGAGGAGGUCAGGGGUGACCACGCCGACUUGUGCUGCCUGCCGGAGCUCACCGAGCGCUCGCUGCUGGACAACCUACGCUCGCGCUUCCGCCAGGAGAGGAUUUACACCUACGUUGGCAGCAUCCUCAUCGUCAUUAACCCCUUCCAGUUCCUCCCCAUCUAUAACCCUAAGUACGUCAAGAUGUACGACAACCACGCUCUGGGAGACCUGGAGCCGCACAUCUACGCCGUGGCGGACGUGGCCUACCACGCCAUGCUGCAGCGGAGGAGGAACCAGUGCAUCGUCAUCUCUGGAGAGAGCGGCUCGGGAAAGACCCAGAGCACCAACUUCCUGAUUCACCACCUGACUGCCCUCAGCCAGAAGGGAUUCGCCAGCGGGGUGGAGCAGAUCAUUCUGGGGGCGGGGCCAGUGUUGGAGGCAUUUGGGAAUGCAAAAACUGCCCACAACAACAACUCGAGUCGCUUUGGCAAGUUCAUCCAAGUGAAUUACCAGGAGAGUGGCACUGUCCGAGGAGCCUAUGUGGAGAAGUACCUUCUGGAGAAAUCAAGACUGGUCUACCAGGAACACAAUGAACGGAACUACCAUGUGUUUUACUACCUGCUGGCAGGAGCAAGUGAGGAGGAGAGGAGCACCUUUCACCUCAAAAAGCCUGAAGAAUAUCAUUACCUCAACCAGAUGACAAAGAAAGUCCUGAGACUGCACUGGGAGAAUUACUAUGAGAGCGAAGCGGACUGCUUCACAGUGGAAGGGGAGGACCUGAAGCAUGACUUUGAGAGACUGCAGCUGGCCAUGGAGAUGGUGGGAUUCCUGCCUGCCACGCGCAAACAGAUAUUUUCUCUGUUGUCGGCCAUUCUUCACCUGGGGAACAUCCGCUACAAGAAGAAGACCUACCGAGAUGACUCCAUUGACAUCUGCAAUCCAGAAGUCCUACCUACUGUCUCAGAACUGUUAGAGGUCAAGGAGGAGAUGCUAUUUGAAGCCCUGACGACGAGGAAGACCAUGACAGUGGGAGAGAGGCUGAUCGUGCCCUACAAACUGGCUGAGGCGGGCACGGUGCGAGACUCCAUGGCCAAGUCCCUGUACAGCGCACUGUUUGACUGGAUUGUGUUCCGGAUCAACCACGCACUGCUCAACAACCGGGACUUGGAGGAGAGCGCCAAGAUCUUUUCCAUCGGAGUGCUGGACAUCUUUGGCUUUGAGGACUACGAAAACAACAGCUUUGAGCAGUUCUGCAUCAACUUCGCUAACGAGAGGCUCCAACACUACUUCAAUCAGCACAUCUUUAAGCUUGAGCAGGAGGAGUACAGGGCGGAGGGCAUCAGCUGGCACAACAUUGACUACAUCGACAACACAGGCUGCAUCAAUCUCAUCAGUAAGAAGCCCACUGCGCUGCUCCACCUGCUGGAUGAGGAGUCCAACUUCCCCCAGGCCUCUAACCAGACUCUGCUGGACAAGUUCACCCAGGACAGCAUGAGGGCAACGGACUACAUUGAGUUCCCCGCCGUCAUGGAGCCCGCCUUCAUCAUCCGCCACUGCGGCAAGGUCAAAUACUGGGGGGUCAAGGACUUCCGGGAGAAGAAUACGGACCAUAUGCGUCCGGACAUCGUGGCCCUACUGAAGAGCAGCAAAAACGCCUUCGUCUGUGGCCUGAUGGGCAUCCGGUCCCCCCAGCCACCUUCCGCUGGGCUGUCCCUCAGAGCCUGGGUCUUCAGAGCCAUGGUGGCUUUCAGGGAGUCUGGGAAGAGACACGUUCACAGGAAGACUGGGCAUGAUGCCGCUGCUCCCUGUGCAGUUUUGUGCAGUGUGGAUAGUUUUAGCUUUCUGCAUCACCCUGUGCAUCAGAGAAGUUUAGAGAUCCUGCAGAGGUGCAAAGAGGAGAAGUACAGUGUGGUCAGAAAGAGUCUACGAACACCACUGUCGGACCUGCAGGGCAGCAACACGCUCAACGAGAAAUCUCCACGGGAUGGUGUGGGCUGGAAUGGGCGUGGUGGGCGUCAGAGCCGCCUGUCAUCCAGCGGGUCCAACACGGAAGAGGACGGAGGAAUUUUUGUCAACUCCACCAGCAGCAAGCUCCUGGAGAGAGCCCACGGCAUCCUCAUGAGAAACAAAAACUACAAAUCAAAGCCCAGUCUUCCAAAGCACUUGCUUGACGUCAAGUCCCUAAAGUAUCUCAGCAACCUGACGCUGCACGACCGCAUCACCAAGUCCCUCCUCCACCUCCACAAGAAGAAGAAACCACCCAGUAUCAGUGCUCAGUUCCAGGCCUCUCUCAAUAAGCUGAUGGAGACUCUGGGCCAAUCAGAGCCCUACUUUGUCAAAUGCAUCCGUUCUAAUGCAGAGAAGCUGCCCCUGCGCUUCAACGAGGGCCUGGUGCUCAGGCAGCUCCGCUACACGGGUAUGCUGGAGACCGUGCGCAUCCGCCAGUCAGGCUACAGCAUCAAGUACACCUUCCAGGUGUUCCUGCGGGAGGUGGAGCGUCAGCGACUGCAGGCGUUGCUUCACAGGGAGGUCCUGAACCGUAUCGUCACUCUGCAGCGCCGCUUCAGGGCCCUGCUGGAGAGGAAACACUUCACCAGGAUGAGACUGGCUGCCACAACUAUCCAGAAAUGGUGGCGUGCCUACCAGUCCAAGCAGGAGGAUGACUGCGACCCAAGCAUCCAGGAGGGGGCAGCCUUGUGCAUCCAGACAGCUUGGCGGGGGUACAAGGAGCGCUGGAGGUUCGGGCUGUGGCGGGAGGCGGCCCUGCUGCUGCAGAGGGAGUGGAGGGUGUUGCUGAAUCGGCGAGAACGGGAGGGGGCGGCACUCGCCAUCCAGACAGCCUGGCGCUGCCACAUGGCCAGAGAGGCCUACCUGCGACUGCGUGGCACCAUGACGCUGCUACAGGCAGUGGGCAAAGGCUACCUGGCCAGAAAGAGCUUCGGGCAUUUGAAGGAGCAGAGACUGAGGGAGAAAGAGCAGAGGCUGAGAGAGAGAGAGAGUCAACAACAGCAGCAGCUGCUGCAGAAUGGACAGACGCGCCUCUCGCCAGAAGAAGACGAUCUGCCAGUGAGGAUCAUGGGCCUGGACCUGAGCACAUGGGAGGACCGCUCAUACAAGGAGCGGGAAAGGAGCCUCCAGAGACUGAACAGCCAGGAGGAGAGGGUAAAAGAGGGACGAGGUGUAGAAAUAGGGAGUGAGGGAGGAGUGGCGAGGGCCGCAGAGAGCUCAGGUAGGGCCCAGUCGGAACCACCGCCAGUUUCGUCGACAGCCGCUGUGGUGGUGAGAGAGAGGACCAGAACCCUGGACGAGCCCUGCCAGAGGACCACCAGGGCCAAGAGGGAGAGCCGGAGGAUGAGGGAGCUGGAACAGGCCAAGUUCAGCCUGGAGCUGCUCAAGGUGCGGGCCACAGGCAGUGGUGGGGCCUCGUCACCCUCUGAAGAGAGGCGCUGGUCGGCCGAGCUGGCCUCCACCACCACCCCUCCUCGCCGCUCCCCCCAGGGACCCGGAACCCCCGACAGCCAGAGCUCCAAGGGCAGCUUCGAGCUACUCAGCAUGGAUGACGAGAUACUCAGGGAGAGUGCACCUUUGGCGGAUGAGGAGGAGCUUGGUUCCCCCCUCUCUUCUGAAGUGCAGCUGGAGCAGGCCCCGGAGGUCAGCCUCGUGUCGAAGGAGCCUCCCAGGGCUUCUGUGUCCGAUGACGCCUCCUCACCUCCAAACAGUCAGAGUCAGGCCAAGCUAGAACCGGCUGCUGCCUCUCCACCUCCGCCCAAGAUAGAGAACUACCUCCCUACCUUUUACGUCCCGUCAACUGAUGGCAGCUUGGUCAUCACCCAUCGUCUUGGCGAUGACUCUUCGCGACCCCUCGAGGCCGAUACCACUAGUACCACCAUCGUCACCAAGCAGCUCAAGUCAAUCAAACAAAGGCGGGAAUUGUCACGGCAACCUGUGGUUGUGGUCAUCAGCAUGCAGAAGGAAACCCCCCUGGAUCAGGAGGAGCUCAGUGGUGCCGUUGUUCGUCUUCCCCCUGUAGAGGUUCGUGACGGGUCGGCACAAACCGGCGAAUCCCCUUCAUCGCCACAGCUACCAGUCCCUGCACCCGUUCCACCACUAGAUCCCGCCCCAGUCAUUCCCAUCUCUGGCCCCACCCCUGUCCCGGCUGCCAACCAGUUGGUCCUGGAGAAGCUGGAACGACUGAACGAGGAAAAGGAGGAGAGGCAGCGGCACCUACAGCAGCAGAACGAGCGGGAGAUGAUGGACCAGAUCCGGAAGCAGAAGGAGGUUCUGGAGAGACAGCGGCACCACUUCGCCCAGCACGAGAGGGAACUGUUGGAGAAGCAGAGGGGUGAGGCCCUGGUCAGGAUCCAGCAGAGCCGGCAGGGAGGGCCCCCCCAAGACAGGAGUGCAACCGCAGCUACCAGGCCCCUUAGACCCAGCUCCCUUCUCAUCGAGAGAGCCCCGGCUCUGGCUCCACCCUCCAGGACCCAGUCUGUGUCCGCUGCCCACGCAUACCUCUCUCCUCCUGGGCCGAUGGACACCCAGAGUGUCCCCAUUCCCCAUCCUGAGCCCAACAAGGCCCAGCCCAGCAAGGCCCAGCCCAACCAGGCCCGGCUUCCUCCACCUCCCUCAGCCCCCAGAACAAAGACCAGGGAUGGGAGACCCAUUGCGGAUGGCUGGGCGCCAAAUUUGACCCUGGAGUCCAGAGAGGGCGGGGGAGGAGGAGCCAGAGGGAGGGUUCCCAAGAAGGCCCCAGCUCAUCAGGGCACCAGCAUCAGCAUGACUGACAUGUCGGAAAACAUCUUCUUUGCGCCCAAAGACAGAGUGGCGUUCUCUAAGUUUGACAAGGAGAAGCCUGUCAAUCAAGAGAAGCCUGUAGCAGUCCCAAAAGAGGGCCCCUCCUCAAGCACCAAGCCCACCAUAGGACUGAAAACACAGGAGGUCAGCAGGGCGGGCCACAGAAAGAGAGCCCGCAUGGCUCGGACACGCUCUGACUUUCUGACCCGCACGCCGACCUCCUCGCUGGGGGGCGAGUCGGAGGAGGACGAGUACGACGGAAAGCCCCCCCUCUCCUCCCCUCCCCCCUACUCCCCAACCAUCCCUAAACAGGAUUCCUUUGAGUGUUUCAGUGACUCAGAGAUGCCUUCCACCAGCUCUGAGGAACAGAAGAAGAUACAUAAGGCCAUGUCAUCUGGAGAUCUGGCCAAAGUUGACACGAUACGCAAGAACGCCCAGUCAGAUGGAAGGGUUCGUGGUAAGAUGCGUUUCUGGGGCAAGACGAAGCAGGGUGAGAAGAAGUCGUCCAGAGAGAAGCUGUUCUGUGGAGGUGACUCCAUGGAUGCAGAUGACGGAGACACGGGGCCACUGCUAGGAGAAGCAGGACAGGAUUACAUGUCACCGCCUCGUAGUCCAGACCUGACCCUGGAGCGGGGGGCCAAGGAGUUCAAGGAGAACAAGGAGCCCUCGCCAAAAGUGAAGAGGCGGCGUAGCGUCAAGAUUAGCAGUGUUGCCCUAGAGCCUGCCCAGUGGGGGAACGAUGCACUGCAGAUCCUCACCUGCACCAACGACUACAGGAGCAUGAACGACUUCCUCAUGAAGAAGAUCAGUGACCUGGUGGCUGAGGACGGCGGUAAGAAAGACACAAUGGUGGACGUGGUGUUUAAAAAGGCCUUGAAGGAGUUCCGCCUCAAUAUCUUCAACUCCUACUCUACUGCUCUAGCGGUUAGUACAAUGAAGAGUAUCCGUUAGGACCUAUACGCCCUGUUCGAGCAGAUCCUGAGCCUGGAGCAGAGGGACUAGCAGGUCUGGGUCAACAUGAUCUUUCUGGAUGAGAUCUCUGUUAUAUUUGGUUGUCUUACCCAGCAGGUCCCCAAAACCGAGCGAAAGAAGAGGAGGAAAAAGGAUGCCGAUAUUGUGGAGGAACACAAUGGCCACAUCUUCAAGGCCACCCAGUACAGUAUCCCCACCUACUGCGAGUACUGCUCGUCUCUCAUCUGGAUGAUGGACAGGGCCUGCGUCUGCAAAUUGUGUCGCUACGCCUGCCACAGAAAGUGCUGCCUGAAGUUGACCACCAAAUGCAGCAAAAAGUACGACCCAGAGCUGUCGUCCAGGCAGUUUGGGGUGGAGGUGUCCCGUCUGACCAACGAGGAGAGGACAGUGCCCCUGGUGGUGGAGAAGCUCAUCAACUACAUUGAGAUGCACGGCCUCUACACCGAGGGCAUCUACAGGAAGUCCGGCUCCACCAAUAAGAUCAAAGAGCUCAAGCAGGGACUGGACACAGACGUGAACAGCAUGAACCUGGAUGACUACAACAUCCAUGUUAUCGCUAGUGUCUUCAAGCAGUGGCUCCGGGACUUACCCAAUCCGCUUAUGACCUUUGAACUAUACGAGGAGUUCCUCCGCGCCAUGUGCCUGCAGGACAAGAAGGAGGUGAUUCGAGGGGUCUACUCUAUUAUCGACCAGCUCAGUAGAACUCACCUCAACACUCUGGAACGGCUCUUCUUCCACCUAGUUAGGAUUGCAGGGCAGGAGGACACCAACCGUAUGUCGGCCAACGCCAUAGCCAUUGUCUUCGCCCCCUGCAUCCUCCGCUGCCCCGACACCAUCGACCCCCUGCAGAGUGUCCAGGACAUCGGCAAGACCACAGCGUGUGUGGAGCUCAUCAUCGGAGAGCAGAUGAAUAAGUACUGCGCCCGGCUAAAGGACAUCAACAGUCUGGAGUUUGCAGAGAACAAAGCCAAGUGCAGAUUGACCCUCAUUCGGAGAUCAAUGGGCAAGGGCCACGUACGGCGGUUCAGCUACCACACGCCCUCGCCCCCAGUUAGCCCACGCCUGCCGUCCGUGACGGGUGCAGUGAUGCAGGAGAGCGGCGGUGAGGAGGUGGGGGCGGGGCAGGAGCCUGAGGUAUCGGAGCACCAGCAGUUGGCCAUGCAGCAGGAGGAGAGGGUGCUGACGGAGCAGAUCGAGAGCCUGCAGAAAGAGAAGGAGGAGCUAACCUUUGAGAUGCUGACUUUGGAGCAGCGAGCAUCAGACGAUGAGACCCUGGAGUCGGAGGCGUCCAUCGGCACGGCCGACAGCUCUGAGAACCUCAACGUGGACUCUGAAGGAGCCACCUCCGACUUCUCCGGUCCCUCGGAGAGAGAACCCACGCUGGCCCCCGUCGCCCGAACCAAGAGGUCGGAGGGGAAGAGCCACCGACGCCGCAACCUACGCAGGCAACCAGACUCCCAGGACUCAGUGGACUCCUGUUCUACCAUCUCCUCCCUCUCUUCCUCCUCCCACUUCCACCCGUCCUCUUCCUCCUCUGUGGCCACAGCUCGCCACUUUCGCUACCGCUCAAAAUCGCCCUCUUCUGGCUCUGGCUCUGCCCAGGGCUUGUACCUGACCCAGCCUCCCCACCGCGACAGCUUGGACUGUCCCCCCCCAGCCAAACAGGAGGGGGCGUUCGAAGAGAGGUCACAGUUCACCAGCCGAGGCACCUUCAACCCGGAAAAGGGCAAACAGAAACUGAAAGGAUCCAAGAACUCACCCUUGAGGCACUCCCAUGACAGUGGGGGCCGCAGCAGGGAUCCGCCUGACUUACCCCAGCAGCGGGUUUUGUAUGGCAGCAAUGAGUUCAUGGUAUGAAGGACAGUGGGAACACCUCCUUCGUCACAGCCCACUCUCCCUAAGAGCAUGCGAUCUGACCCCCUUCCUCAAACACUCCAGCUCACCCUUUCUCAGUCCACAUCCGCAACGAUGCAGAACUGUCCCCCCAAGUGCCAUGUACACACUGUGUGUCCACCUCAGAGACAGGAGAGGGACAGGCUGGGAGUGGGAGAGGAGGAACCAGUAGAAAGUUGAUCUCCUUAACUGCCAACCACACUCCCCAUGGUCCCUCUGCAGGUCUGGGCCUCCCUCAGCCCAGGGGAGAGGGGACGUGUGGAGCAGGAAGGCAGAGAAAAGGGAAUGCUGGGACACUGGGAGAGGACUACUCAGCCUCCGGGAUCUCCCGAGCUGACGUCCCAAUGCAAACUAGGAGGUGGAACGAGGCUAGAAGAUGGGAAACCAAAAACCUACCGAGCCAUUGACAGUGCUGCCGUGUCCAUGAACUUGAGAUCUCAAUCAUUGGCUGCUUUAAAGUUUACAGUUAAAAACAAUCAAUGUCAGCAGUGGUUCCUCUAUUAUUACAAAUGUAUUUUUCCCUUAAGCCUAUUUAAUAAAUUUUUAAUUUCAUGGAAAGUAUAAAUCUAUAUAACUAUAUUAUAAAGGUAUAAAUACUGUACAAAGCCGGAACACCAGUAACUGCUGGGGAGUUGAAGUCAAAUAUUUAUCUUUUUCUUGAGGAUCUUGGGCAGAGAUGUAUGGUAUUGGACAAAGGCUGUGUACGUGUUUGAGUGUCAAUUUGUGUGCGUGUGUGUAUGAGAAGACCACUUGAUGUGUUUUUAUGUUUGUGCUGCUUCGUUCCUCUCCUGAGGGAAAUACGGCCGUGAAAGGGACCAAGUUAACUGGUGUGUAUUCUAGCCAAGGGGAUCCCAGCUCUGUAAAGAAUGGCGGAUGUGUAUAAAAUCACUGCAUUCACAGCUUAACAGCCAUACAACAAUUAGAAUGUACAGUACAAUAUGUAUUGGACAAAUACCAUUCUCCUUGCUCUGGAUACAUGUUACCCCCAAAUCCUUGUCUUCCUGAGAUAUCAGUGUUGGAUUCAAUAGCAACCAAACAAGGACAUGCACUUUCUUGUCUUCUGUCAUUAUUCGUAACAGUUCUUGUUUUUUUAUGGAUGUAUUAGUUUAACAUUUUUAUUGGGAUAGUUUUGUGGCGCUGUCAUGUUGGACAGUCAGCUGUUUUUCAGUCAACAGUCAAAAGUCCCCUUUCAGUUUAAAACAUGCUUUUUGUAACACUAAAUCACUAUCAGCUAUCAGAGACUAAAAUAUUUAAAAAAUAUAUUUUUUUAAACGAUAUUCAAACACUUCACAGUUCUAGUGUUUGAGGGGGAAAGUGACAAAAGGCCUCAUACCUACAGUGUAAGGAAAAGUUGUUAGUUAUACAGUACCAGUCAAACGUUUGGACACACCUACUCAUUCAAGGGUUUUUUCUUUAUUUUUACUAUUUUCUACAUUGUAGAAUGAUAGUGAAGACAUAAACUAUGAAAUAACAUACUGAAUCAUGUAGUAACCAAAAAAGUGUUAAGCAAAUCAAAAUAUAUUUUAGAUUCAUCAAAGUAGCCACCCUUUGCCUUGAUGACAGCUUUGCGCACUCUUGGUAUUCUCUCAACCUGGAAUGCAUUUCAAUUAACAGGUGUGCCUUGUUAAAAGUUAAUUUGUGGAAUUUCUAUCCUUCUUAAGCCAAUCAGUUGUGUUGUGACAAGGACAGCUCAUUAUGACAAGAACAGCUCAAAUAAGCAAAGAGAAACGAUGGUCCAUCAUUACUUUAAGACAUGAAGGUCGGUCAAUCCGGAAAAUUUCAAUAACGUGUUAUUUCAUAGUUUGGAUGUCUUCACUAUUAUUUACAAUGCAGAAAAUAGUACAAAUGAAAACAACCCUGGAUGAGUAGGUGUGUCCAGACAUUGGUACUGGUACUGUAGUUGUACCAAACAAUAUUUUUCUUAUACUGCAUGGUACAGGCAUGAGCUUUAAUUCAGAGGUUCAAAAUCAGAUUUGCAUUUGUCAUACAAAAGGAAGACCUUGGCACAGCUCACACAUCGCAUACGCAAAACAUAUUAUUAUUAAUUAAGGUUGAUUACACGAGUGCAGUGUACAUGAUCAUCGAGCAGUAGAAUAAAGUAUUGUUAUUAAUAAAUAUAAUAUAUGCCA
Messenger RNA from Oncorhynchus masou masou (cherry salmon), 10630 nucleotides. Its product is annotated as unconventional myosin-IXAa-like. Gene Ontology annotation, biological process: establishment of epithelial cell apical/basal polarity; intracellular signal transduction. Gene Ontology annotation, molecular function: actin filament binding; GTPase activator activity; ATP binding. Gene Ontology annotation, cellular component: myosin complex; axonal growth cone; actin filament. The record is from RefSeq and is a predicted model, not a curated record. Lineage: Eukaryota; Metazoa; Chordata; Actinopteri; Salmoniformes; Salmonidae.